ACUGCUGGACAAGGUACAGACCGAGCCCGAGCUGCAAGAGGAGGGGAAGAGGUUCGUCUUCUCCGUUACCGACCUUCUAGAGCGGUUGUUGGACUACAGAGAGAUCAUGGACAGGGAGGAGCAGCGGGACACCAAGAUGCACUGUACAUUCAACAUCCUGAACUUCUAUAAAGACAGUCGCCGAGAUAUGUACAUCCGUUACAUCUCUCGCUUGUAUGAACUGCAUUAUUCUGCCAGCAACUUUGUGGAAGCCGGCUUGACCCUGCGACUGUAUGCACAGCUGCUGUCAUGGUCCAAGGUUAUGCAGCCGGAGGAGAUGUCCUAUCCACUUCAGACGGAGGCUGAGAGAAAGGAGGAGUUGUUCACUCGGAUCAUGGACUGCUUUGACAGGGGAAAAGCCUGGGAAUACGGUAUUCCACUAUGUAAAGAGCUGGCUGAGUAUUAUGAGAAGACAUUCCAGUACAGGAAGCUUGGGCAGAUCUUGCAAAAACAGGCAUCUUUCUUGAACCAGAUUUUGGAAGGUCAUAAACUACGGCAAGACCCCAGCUACUACAGAGUUGCAUACUAUGGAAACACCUUUCCACCAUAUCUGAAGAACAAAGCAUUUAUUUAUCGUGGAGAUGAAUGUCUGAAACUGGCCACUAUCAUGAGCCAGUUAACGACUGAAUACCCUUCAGCCACCAUUCUCACGACCAACUCGCCGCCCAAUGAAUCUUUGAAACAUGGAGAUGCACAGUAUAUCCAGAUUGUCAGCGUCAAACCUAUCCCUGCUGAACGGCCAGAGUUUGUUGGCAAGGAAGUCCCUAGUGAAAUCUCCUGUUUCUACAACACUAAUGAGGUGGACACAUUCCAGUUUGACAGGCCGUACCACCGGGAAGGCAAGGACCCAAACAAUGAGUUCAAGACUUUGUGUUUGGAGCGGACAAUUAUACAGACUUCAUACAAGUUGCCAGGAAUCCUCCGAUGGUAUGAGGCCAUUAGUACACGUGUGGUACAGCUGACCCCGGUGCAGACAGCUACAGACACAGUCAUACAGAUGAAUGCCGAGCUGAGGUCCAGCACAGAGAACGCUCGCCUGAACCCUGACCAGUUCCUUCGACAUCUGGAGAUGCGACUGCAAGGGGUGAUCAGUGGUGCUGUCAAUGGCGGCAUUCCCAAAUAUCAGGAGGCAUUCUUCAAUGAGGAAUAUGUGAUCAGAUACCCAGCGGAGGCCACUCACAUUGAAAAGUUAAAGUCGGUUAUCUUGGAACAGAUUGAGUUGCUAGAGCAAGGUCUAACCAUCCAUGGUCAGUUUGCCAGCACAGAGAUGCAGCCCUUACACAGAAGCCUGGUGGAUAUGUUUGUCAAGAUGAGGAAAAGCAUGGGCUAUCAGAAUAUGUCUUCAUUUGGAAAGAAUCGUGUCAGUUCUGCGUCAAGUAGUUCAGGAAACCAGCGUCCCAACACACCAAGUUCUGUGUCUCAGAACUCUAGUGGAAGCAGUAGGUCAUCAGUCGUGUCUGGCUGCGAUGGCAAUUAUCCAGAAGAGGACUACAUGUAUGUGGAGAAACAACAUGAGUGUUCACAAGGUGGGCGGGAAUCGGGAACAGAAGAUUUCCCAGUGGCUAAUGCACCACCUCCACCACCUCCAAGGCAGAAGAGUUCUCCAGGUUUUAUGGAGUCCCCAAAUAUAUCAUUGUGUGAUCAGGCUCCUCCGAUACCAUCUCGGAAAAACACCAGAACCUCUUUGUCAUUUUCCGAGGAAAGACAGUCAGUUCUUUCCAUUAACAGAUCACAGUCCACAAAAUCGAUAGGUUCUGGAGAAACACUUACUCCUCCACCACCGAGACCUUCACGUGGGAUAUCUGUGUUACCUUCAGCUACCACUUCAGUUGGAAACAUUGAGGAGUCUACACAAGCUAUACCACCCAUCCCUAAUAAGAGGCAGUCAUCACCUCUUUGUAACAGAACAUUUAGUGGUAGCAGCUUGAGUAUCAGCAGCAAUUCAAGCUUGGGGUAUAACAAUUUUAGUCAUUCAACCCCCAACAAGUCUACCAACAAUCAUGAAACAAACUCAGACAAUCUGAACUUGUCUCUGCGCAAACUUCCUCAGCAAACAUUAUCCUCGUCAUCACCACAAGAAGAUGCCCCACCACCAAUUGUUGCACGAAGUUCAUUACACAAGGACAGUCCACUGUCUCCUUCCUUAGUCACUUCAUCAUCUUCCUGUGAACAAUCACCGCUGCCGUCAAGGUCUUCGUCAUCUUCCCUGCCCAGAGAACACCCAACACCACCUACUGCAACAUUGUCACCGUCGCCAGCUUAUAAAGCUUUGAAUAGUGUUCCAGCACCACAGACAGGCUCUAAUAAAGGUCCUCCACCUGUGCCGCAAAGAAAACCUUCUGUCACACAUUCCUAG
Candidula unifasciata is the source of this 2395-nucleotide messenger RNA. The record is from the annotation of a GenBank genome assembly. NCBI's taxonomy places the organism in Eukaryota, Metazoa, Mollusca, Gastropoda, Stylommatophora, Geomitridae.